AUGGGCUGCGGCGACUCCAAGCUUGAACUAAACCCGGGAGAUAUCUCUGGCACUGAAGGGCCACGCCUGGCUGCUGAUGUUCCUCGGCCACGAGUACCCAACGACAAAGUCAACUCGGCGAACACACCUGCUGGAUUUCAAUACAACACUCCCCGCGGCAAUCUCCAAAUGGAGCGCGUCAACCAAAUGGUUGGCCAAGCUCCCGAUGCACCCGCCAACCGCCUACGAGAAGGCAGGUUCCCCAAACACUACCGCAACCAGGAAGGCCCACGCGACAACCGCCGUCACAACUUCAGUGGCUUUGAGUCCGGCCGCCCCGGGCAGGACCCGCGCGACCCGCGUGAUGGCAGGCUGUACGAGUACCCCGUCAAGACCAUGGGGCAGCCGCAGCCCCUGAAGAACACCUUCAACUUCGCCGAGCCGCCGGCCACACUGCAGGAGACCAUGCAAGCCACGCAGGCCAACCACGAGCACUUAGGUGAUCUGGACUAUGAGCCGCCGAACGAUCCGGGGGCGCUCCGGGCGGUCACCAAUAAGGAUGGGCAGGUCAUGGGCGUGAUUUAUCAUCCGGCCGGGAAUCCGAGAGGUUAUGAGCGCGCGAGGAUUGAGCCAUUGGACGCCCAAGGUCGGGCGGAACAGGCACGGUAUAGAGAACAGAAGCUGGCAUCAUCGUCGACUUGGCCGCGGCGAGGGCCGGAGCCGUCAGUUCCGGAGUAA
Dichotomopilus funicola is the source of this 717-nucleotide messenger RNA. RefSeq lists its product as uncharacterized. The transcript is spliced from 2 exons. Lineage: Eukaryota; Fungi; Ascomycota; Sordariomycetes; Sordariales; Chaetomiaceae. The coding region runs from base 1 to 717 and encodes 238 amino acids. The record is from RefSeq and is a predicted model, not a curated record.